This is a messenger RNA of Hibiscus syriacus, 789 nucleotides long. RefSeq names its product protein RKD3-like. The transcript has 3 exons. Lineage: Eukaryota; Viridiplantae; Streptophyta; Magnoliopsida; Malvales; Malvaceae. Gene Ontology annotation, molecular function: DNA-binding transcription factor activity. The record is from RefSeq and is a predicted model, not a curated record. The coding region runs from base 1 to 789 and encodes 262 amino acids.
AUGGAUCUUGGCUUCCCGAAGUUUGAAAAUGGACCUGAAUUUGACUGCAUCAACUUUGAAGAAAACCCAUUUCGAAUGUUGGAGUUGUCGGCUUUUGAAAUGGAUAGUUCUUACGAUUUCAAUUCAUCUUCGUUGCCAUCCCAAUCCAAUAAUGCAUGUGUUGAGUUCAUGGAUUUUGAAGAAAUAAGCAACGACUUUACUCUUUUAGAUCACAAUGAAGAUGAAAUGGUUGAUGUAAAGCCUCUAAAGGCAGUAGUUGAUUCAUUGGGUCACCAUUGUGGCAAUAUGACGAACAACAGUGGUUCAAGUGGAACUUUGAGUAAAAGUAGAAGCAGGAGUUUUAGGAGGAAGAGAACAGGUGCAUUGGAAUUAGAUGAGUUUCAAAAGUACUUUGAUUUUCCCAUAUCCAAAGCUGCUAAAGAGAUGAAUGUGGGUUUAACUCUGUUGAAGAAGAGAUGCAGGGAACCUAACAUCUUGAGAUGGCCUCAUAGGAAGAUCAAGAGCUUGAAGUCACUCAUCAACAAUGUCAAGGAGCUUGGUUUGACUAAUGAGAUACAGGUGUUGGAGGAGCACCAAAGGAUGCUAGAGAAACUGCCAGAUAUGGAAUUGCCAGAGAGAACAAAGAAGCUAAGACAGGCAUGCUUCAAAGCUAAUUACAAGAAAGAAGGUCCCUUGCCUCCUUUUUUUGACUAUUAUGCUAUUCAGCUCUUACUUUUCUGCUAUUAUAUACAGUCAACACAGCCACUUUUCUCCAUAUGUUUUGAAUCAACAACCAUUUAUAGAUUUUAA